Molecule: messenger RNA, 909 nt
Organism: Talaromyces marneffei
Lineage: Eukaryota; Fungi; Ascomycota; Eurotiomycetes; Eurotiales; Trichocomaceae
Exons: 2
Coding region: 1-909 (302 amino acids)
Biological process (GO): GPI anchor biosynthetic process
Cellular component (GO): endoplasmic reticulum
Molecular function (GO): N-acetylglucosaminylphosphatidylinositol deacetylase activity
Source: RefSeq, a predicted model, not a curated record
AUGGCACUCAAUUUCUCGUGGAUUGCCACUGCUCUUCUAGCUCCACUCGUGGUGACUGUUUUCUGGACACUUUCUUCGACAUCUUCUGGCUUCAGCUCCUUUCCCACCUUGUACAACAAACGCAUAUGUCUGCUUAUUGCACAUCCCGAUGAUGAGGCAAUGUUCUUCGCUCCUACUGUGUUAGCACUUACAAAACCAGAAUUGGGGAAUCAUGUGAAGAUACUGUGUUUGAGUACUGGUAAUGCAGACGGUUUAGGCGACAUCCGACGAAAAGAGCUCCAACAGAGCGCCGUCCAUUUAGGCCUCCGAGAUGAAUCCGACGUUUUCGUAGUCGACGACUCGUCCCGUUUCCCCGAUAGUAUGACCACAACCUGGUCAGCCAAGGACGUCUCAUCCCUCCUCGCGUCGGCUUUUGCCCCCGAGCUUGCUUCUGGUCGAGCAGCGCGUGAGGAUGUUGCUCCUAAAGCUACCAUCGACGUCAUUCUAACCUUCGACGAGCACGGAGUUAGCAACCACCCCAAUCAUCGAUCUUUAUAUCACGGCGCGGUCGCAUUUUUGAAAGCGCUGAUGGAUGGCAAGAGCGGAUACUCAUGCCCCGUGACCUUAUACACGUUAACAACCACCAACAUCGUCCGGAAAUAUUCCGGUAUCCUCGAUUCGUUUUUGACGAUGAUUCUUGGAGCGUUUUCAAAUCUCGGUGACUCAAUAGCAUUGGCAGGCAAGAAAGGAACAGCAAAAAAUAAUGGUUGCGCCAGUCGUCUUUUGUAUAUCAGCUCGUUUCAGGACUGGGUACAAGCUCGCACUGCGAUGACAGACGGUCACAAGAGUCAAAUGCUUUGGUUCCGAUGGGGUUGGAUUACUAUCGGGCGAUACAUGUUUGUCAAUGACCUGAAGAGGGAGAAGAUUUGA